This is a messenger RNA of Suillus clintonianus, 501 nucleotides long. RefSeq lists its product as uncharacterized. Lineage: Eukaryota; Fungi; Basidiomycota; Agaricomycetes; Boletales; Suillaceae. The coding region runs from base 1 to 501 and encodes 166 amino acids. The record is from RefSeq and is a predicted model, not a curated record. The transcript has 3 exons.
AUGGCUAUGCUGUCCUACCACCAUCUUUGCCUUGCUCUCGCACCACUGACUGGGAGGCCCAACUACGUGGAGACUGCCGCAAGCAGUUUCAUGCUCGACUCAAGCAUCAAAAGCUCAAUGAUCCUUACACCAGCCCUGCACCUCUGCUCGCCCUAUUCCUACCCGUUCUCGCAAGUUCGGUGCAACAACACCUACUCUGGCUAUCCCAUCCACACUGCGCCUUCCUCCAACUAUAACCCUAACGAUCCCUCAGCGAUCGAAGAGCAACUCGCUCUCCAGAUGCAGAUGGACCCAAUCUCCAAGCAUGCACCAUAUACGAAACUCUUUCCAAGGGCAUCAGUGCUCAUCGAUGAGCAUCCCGCGCCAAGGGCACAGCGCUUGUUGAGAGGCUCCUCAACUCGACUUCUUCCGGCGAUGGUUCCAACGGCAACUCAGAAUCCGAAGAUGACUUCUAUCUAUUCCAUAUCUCAGCCAGUCACAAAGCCAGUUGCAGCGGAAUAA